UAAUAAUGAGCCAUUUUCAAAGAAUGAAUAGAAAGCUUGAUGAAGGUUGGAAAUUGACCACUAUGGUCUGUGAAUGUAAAGGCACAUUGCUUAUAUUUCUUGAAAACAGAAAUUUAUACUGUCCCAAGUGCGACAUCAUUUCUCAAGAUUAAGUGAUUCUAGAUUAAGAUCCUUAAGAUGGUCAAAAUAAAACUAAUCAAAGUGGUUCAGAAUCAAAACCAGAGAUUAUUCAUGUGAAGAACAAUAAAGAUUAUGAUUCAGAUGAUUUCUAAUUUGAUGAUUAGGUAGAAGAUUUUAAUUCAAGAUUUUUUGUAAACAAGGCUGCAGCUGAUGAAGCAUCAAAAAAAAUAGGUUAAUUACUUUUAUAAGGAUGGACUAUGUUGAGUGAAUCUUGUAUUGAAUGUUUAUAACCAAUUAUGAAGAGUAAACAAGGUGUUAAAUUGUGUGUCUAAUGCAACCGAGAAGAAAAGCCAGAUUAAUCAAAAGCAUCAGAAGCUAAGCCUUAAGUGUAGCAAGAAAAAGAGAUACCAAAAAUGGCUGUUCAAUAAGUCUAAUAGCAAAAUGUUUAAUUCUAAUAAGAAAAAUAACUAACUGAACUUCCACCUCAACCAUAAUUAGAAUAGAGAAUCAAAAUUUUCAAAGAUGAACCAGAACAAUAUAAGGAAGACGCUUAACUGUUAGUUUCAUCUCAGUUGAAAUUAUAUUAUGAAAAAUUGCAAUUAUCAGUUAGUGAUAUCAACUUUUGCAAUCUAACAUUUAUUUCUGAAGAAAUUAACAAAUUUGAGGAAUAGGUCGGAAAAACCUUAAAUAAAAAUGCAGAAUUAAUGAAUGUAAGAAUCAAAACCUUAAAAAUUUUAACAGAAAGUCAUGAAAAACUAAUGUAACAAAACUCAUUUGAAAGAGCUUCAAAAUUUAUGGGCAUAAUAUUAAUAAUAUAUAAUAUUGUGUAAAAGCAAUGA
This is a messenger RNA of Paramecium octaurelia, 959 nucleotides long. Lineage: Eukaryota; Ciliophora; Oligohymenophorea; Peniculida; Parameciidae. The record is from the annotation of a GenBank genome assembly.